AUGGCGUCGAGUCUGUCGUCCCUGGCUGAAAAUUUGCUUACACCCGAACAUGAGAAAUUCCGUGAGACAGCCAAACAUUUUGUCACCGGAGAUAUGCCGCUCGUGACUCGUAAGGGGGUGUACCCGUACGAGUACACGGAUAGUUGGGAGCGGAUAGAGGAUACUAGGUUACCGAGUAAGAGCAGCUUUUACAGUACGUUAACAGAGACCGGGAUUAAGGAGAGCGAAUUUGACCAUGCUAAGGAGGUAUGGAGUCAUUUUAACUGUAGGACGCUCGGUGAUUAUUCCGACCUGUACCUGAAAAUUGACGUGUUACUGCUGGCGGAUGUUUUUGAGAACUUCCGCGACUUGUGUAUGAAGACGUAUAACCUGGACGCCGCCCAUUAUUUCACCGCCCCAGGCUUAAGUUUCGAUGCGAUGCUUAAGUUCACGGGGCAAAAGCUUCAGUUAUUGCAUGAUUACGACAUGUUGUUGAUGUUCGAAAAUGGUAUACGUGGGGGAUUGGUGCAGGCGAGCAAGCGAUAUGCGAUGGCGAACAAUGUAAAGACUCCGGGGUAUGACGAAACGAAGGAGAAAUCGUGGAUCAUAUAUCAGGACUGUAACAACUUGUACGGGUGGGCAAUGUCUCAGUACAUGCCGUACGGUGGGUUCAACUGGGUUGAACCUACAUUGAAUGGGUUGAACGAUUUAGACGACACUUCACCCAUAGGACGAGUGUAUGAGGUGGACGUGUCGUAUCCAAGACACUUGCAUAACGGACAUAACGACCUGCCUUUCCUGCCGCAAAACAGCGUGCCUCGAGGCUCGAAGGUUAGGAAGUUGAUGGCGACAUUUGAGAAAAAGGAGAAUUACAUCGUACAUUAUAGGAACCUACAGCAGGCCAUUAAGAAUGGUUUGAUAGUUGAAAAAGUACAUAGAGUGAUACAGUUUAACCAGUCAGAUUGGUUGGCUAAAUAUAUAGAUUUAAACACCGAAAUGAGGAAAAAGGCUAGGAACGCAUUUGAGAAAGACUUCUUUAAAUUGAUGAAUAACGCUGUAUUUGGAAAAACUAUGGAAUCGAAACGAAAACAGCUGAAAAUAGAGUUGGUAUCCUGUGAGAGGAGGUUACAGAAAUGUAUUAAUAAAACUACUUUUAAACACUGCACUAAUUACAAUGAAAACCUCAAUGCAGUAGCGUUGGAGAAUAAGAUAAUUAAAUUUGACAAACCUAUAUAUAUUGGAUUUUCAGUGCUGGAUAUCAGUAAGACGUUGAUGUAUGACUAUCACUACAAUGUUAUGCAGAAGCACUAUAGGGAUAAAAUUAAGCUAAUGUACACUGAUACAGAUUCGUUGAUAUACCAUAUUAAAACUACUGAUUUUUAUGAAGACUUGGCAGCUAAUCACAGCUUGUUGGAUCGAAUGGAUACAGCUAACCUACCCAGUGAUCAUCCCUGUUAUGUUGCAGUUAGAAAGAAGGAACCUGGGAGAAGAGGAUGCGGUGAGAGAUAA
Molecule: messenger RNA, 1488 nt
Organism: Macrosiphum euphorbiae (potato aphid)
Lineage: Eukaryota; Metazoa; Arthropoda; Insecta; Hemiptera; Aphididae
Source: the annotation of a GenBank genome assembly